AUAAGGCCGCCUGGCUGGAACAGGAGCCAGUAGCGACCAUGGCGUCCCAGCGGCUCUUCAGCGUCUUGGCGGUGGCCGUAAUGGGGGUUGUCUCCCGAGCGGCGCCUCCUCCGUUCAACGUCUCACUUAUCCAGCCUCGUGUCAACUUCGACGACACGUGUAAGUGUGGGCAGAAGGCCGCCUCCAGGAUCGUGGGCGGGACGACCACGGGCGUGAACGAGUGGCCGUGGCAAGCAGCGCUGAUGUACGGUUCGCAGCAGUUCUGCGGCGGAUCCCUGAUCAACGACCGAUACGUCCUGACCGCCGCCCACUGCACCGAUGGCAUGAGAGCGUCUGAGGUGAGCAUCCGUCUGGCCGAACACAGGCUGAGCACUUCCUCAGAGAGCAGUGUCGUUAGCCGGUCCGUGUCUAAGAUCAUCGAGCAUCCGAACUAUCAACCAGGUGAUGAGAUUAAUGACAUCGCUCUCGUUAAAUUGUCAUCGCCGGUCAAGGUGAGCGACACAGUGUUGCCAGUGUGCAUGCCGCCACCCAAACCCAAAUACGGCGGCAGGACCGCCACUGUCACAGGUUGGGGAACCACCAGCUCCGGAGGCUCGUCUUCAGACACUCUGAGGGAAGUCGACGUCACGGUGUUGUCCAACAGCGCGUGUCGGUCCGACAGUUAUGGAAGGGCCAUCAAGGAUACCAUGCUGUGCGCCGGAAGUGUAGGCAAGGACUCGUGCCAGGGAGACUCCGGCGGCCCUCUGGUGUUCAAGGACAGACGUGGAAACUAUGACCAGAUCGGCGUGGUGAGCUGGGGCUACGGCUGCGGAGACGAAGGUUUUCCUGGUGUGUACACCCGCGUCAACAGCUACCUCGACUGGAUCAAGACCAACACAGCCGAUGGCGUUUACUGCAAAGGAAUGCGUCUUUAGCUCUGCCACUCCUGCU
This is a messenger RNA of Penaeus indicus, 930 nucleotides long. RefSeq names its product trypsin alpha-3-like. Gene Ontology annotation, molecular function: serine-type endopeptidase activity. The transcript is spliced from 6 exons. Lineage: Eukaryota; Metazoa; Arthropoda; Malacostraca; Decapoda; Penaeidae. The record is from RefSeq and is a predicted model, not a curated record. Gene Ontology annotation, biological process: proteolysis. The coding region runs from base 39 to 914 and encodes 291 amino acids.